This is a messenger RNA of Bacillus rossius redtenbacheri, 1853 nucleotides long. RefSeq names its product ubiquitin thioesterase Otu1 (gene Yod1). The record is from RefSeq and is a predicted model, not a curated record. Gene Ontology annotation, biological process: endoplasmic reticulum unfolded protein response; protein deubiquitination. Gene Ontology annotation, cellular component: cytosol; nucleus. Gene Ontology annotation, molecular function: cysteine-type deubiquitinase activity. NCBI's taxonomy places the organism in Eukaryota, Metazoa, Arthropoda, Insecta, Phasmatodea, Bacillidae. The transcript has 3 exons. Bases 290 to 1204 code for a protein of 304 amino acids.
AUAAUUUUGUGCAUGAAUGUUGGAAACACUGACGUAUUGUUUUAUUAUGCAUUGUAGGUCUUAUCAUUUUUUAAAGUAAAAUAUUAAAUUCGCUUUGCCUGUGUAUUUAAUGGUGAUAUUUUGUCGUCUAAAUCAAACAUAAUUAUAUCUUUGUUAUGUAGAGUUAUAUCUACUUAAUUUUGAAGAGCAUUUUACCAAAAUAUAUUUACAUAUUUAUUCAUAUACGCUGCAUGUUAGUUUAAUUUAUGGUUUUUGGUAAUAAGGUACAUUUUCUUAAACAAGUUUUGAAAUGGCUGGGUUUGCUUUGAAAGUUAAGACAAAGUCAGGACAAGUUGUUGUAAACGGGUUGACGCCCAAAAGUACGGUGGCAGAUUUAAAACACAAGUUGUCAGCUGUUACUAGUAUCAAAGAAAACUGUUUGCACGUCCUGGCAGGCUAUCCGCCUAAGCCCAUUAAUUUAAGUGUUGGUGAUGCAACUUUGGAAACUGUGAACAUUAAUUCAGGUGAUACUCUUAUUGUCGAGGAGAAACAAGCAACACAGCUUCUGAAACUUGAGGACUCUCCAAGACAUCAUGUUUCUGAAGAUACUGUAAGCGCAGGUAUUCUCAUGAAGAAAGUUGUUCCCGCAGAUAACUCAUGUUUGUUUACGAGCAUUGGAUUUGUACUUUCGGGCAAGGUGGAUUUGACUUGCUCGUCCUAUAUGCGCCAAAUUAUCGCAGAGACUGUUUCCGGCGACAAGGACAAUUAUUCGGAAGCCAUACUCGGGAAGCCGAAUCCUGAGUACUGCCAGUGGAUUCUGAAGCCGGAGUCGUGGGGAGGCGCCAUCGAGCUGUCCAUUCUGUCAAACUUCUACGGACUGGAAAUAGCAGUCGUUGACACACUCAAUGCAAUCAUUAAUCGAUUCGGUGAAGAUCACUCAUAUGCACACAGAGUAUUCCUCAUGUUUGAUGGCAUUCACUAUGACCCUCUUUAUUUGGAGCCAUUGGAGGGGGACGGCAUCCGGACGAUCUUCUCGGCGGAGGACGAGGGCGUGCUGGAGCAGGCUCGCGAGCUGGCGCACGAGGCCAAGUCGAGCCGGCAGUUCACGGACGUCAACAAGUUCACGCUCAAGUGCCUGGUGUGCGACUGCCUGCUGACGGGGCAGGUCCAGGCGCAGCUGCACGCCAAGGAGACGGGCCACAUGAACUUCGGGGAGGUGGCAUAGCCUUCGCCUCCGCCCUUCCUCUCUCCCCGCCCGCCCUCUCUCCACUCGUGCGAGGAGGCACGCUAGUUCCCCCGCUGCAUGCCCACUGAAUUAACGACUUCCAGCAUUUCACUGCUCAGAUGCUUCUUCUAAAUCAUACAAAAUAGAACUCCAACAUUAAAGACAUUUUCAAACAUUUUCCCUGUUUUUUUUCUUCUUCUUCCAAGUACAUGCAUUUAGGGCAGCUCAGUUAGUUUCGCACAUUCAAAGAAUUUCGUAACAUUGUAAAUAAUAUUCUCAUUCUCGAAAACUAAUAUUUCUCUUGAUUAUGUUAAUGGGUUCUUGUAUUUUUGCUAAGAUUUGAGUACGAUAUUGUUUUUUUCGUUUUACAUUUUUCUAUAUGUGUAUAUAUAUCUACAAAUGAAUUAAGUAAAUCUAAUAAUGUAACUAUGCAUUGCACUUUUUUUGCAAGAUUUAUAUUUUAAUGGUUUUUAAAGCUGGUAAGAAAGUGUUAAUUUAUUAGCCUGUAUUUGUGUUCACUCAAUUUUAGAUAGUACAAAUUUAAUCAUUUAUAUUUGUUUUACGGUAAUGAAUUAAAGCAUUUUUUAUUUGUUAACUUGAUUCAUGUAUGUCUAUUUUACAAAGAAAUACAUAUGUUUUUUUGAAUCUA